Pseudovirgaria hyperparasitica is the source of this 534-nucleotide messenger RNA. RefSeq names its product 60S ribosomal protein L38. Gene Ontology annotation, molecular function: structural constituent of ribosome. Gene Ontology annotation, biological process: translation; protein-RNA complex assembly. Gene Ontology annotation, cellular component: ribosome; cytosolic large ribosomal subunit. NCBI's taxonomy places the organism in Eukaryota, Fungi, Ascomycota, Dothideomycetes, Acrospermales, Acrospermaceae. The record is from RefSeq and is a predicted model, not a curated record. The transcript is spliced from 3 exons. The coding region runs from base 19 to 264 and encodes 81 amino acids.
CCCUCACACUCGCCCACCAUGCCUCAAGAAGUCACCGACAUCAAGAAAUUCCUCGAGAUCUGCAGGCGCAAGGAUGCUUCCUCUGCCCGGAUAAAGAAGAGCAGCAAAUCCAACCAGAUCAAGUUCAAGGUCCGCUGCCACCGCCACUUGUACACACUCGUCCUCAAGGACAACGAGAAGUCGGAGAAGCUCAAGCAGAGUCUGCCACCUACCUUACAAAUCACCGACAUCCAGAAGAAGAACCCUAAGGGCAAACGCGCAUGAGGGAUGAGUCGGCAAGGCGGUGAAAAGAAAUGGGUGCAUCCAAGAUCCUUGGGUGGGAGUUUGUGGCUUUCCAUAUACUGCGUGCAUGGUAUUAACGGAUCCGGCAUCGAGUGUGUCACGAUGCACGCCGAUGCGGCUUUGUAGGAAUUGCAAUUGAAGCCGAUUCUUGCAUGCAUGGACAUACUGUAUUGUGAUUGUGAAGCCUGUGAUAAAAUACUAAAUUGAGUUAUUGUUUAAAGGGUCUAGGAAUGAAGAGAAAGUACAAUGGGU